UCGAAGGCGGAAGUGAGUGAGGAAGUACGGAAGUAGAAAGCGGUGACUGGACGAUCUCUGCGACUCUUUCUCUGUUUUCAUCUCUAAAACACAUUUAAUUAGCAAAAAAAAUGUCCACUAGUUCACAGUCGGCCCGCUUCCGGAAGGUGGACGUGGACGAAUAUGACGAGAACAAGUUCGUGGACGAGGACGAAGGAGGGGACAGUCAGGGCGGACCUGAUGAAGCAGAAGUGGACUCUCUGCUCAGACAGGGGAACAUGAAUGGUGCUCUCCAGGCUGUGCUGAAGAACCCUCCAAUCAACACCAAGAACCAGAACGCCAAGGAGCGAGCGGAGCAGCUGGUGGUCAAAGUGCUGAGCAGCUUUAAGAGCAGUGACAUAGAGAAGGCCGUGGGAUCGCUGGACCGAGCCGGAGUGGACCUACUGAUGAAGUACAUCUACAGAGGCUUCGAGAAACCCACGGACAACAGCAGCGCCGUCCUGCUGCAGUGGCACGAAAAGGCUCUGGCUGUGGGAGGAGUUGGCUCCAUCGUGCGAGUCCUGACUGCCAGGAAGACCGUCUGAUUGUCCACCAAUCGUCUGAUUGUCUGCCUCCUUAUUUGUCCUGCUCCUCGUCCUCUGCUGUUGGACAUGAGCCAUUCUUUUGUCAUACUGGAACAUGAGUGUCCUUGUGAUUGCAGUCAGCUGUAUUUGUUUCUAUUCUGUCCUGUCCUUGCCUUCACUGUUUACAGUCACACCUCUGGGAUGUCGUGAUCAGUCAGCGAGGAAGGGUCAGGGAGGUGCUGGCACCUCAGACUGUCUUUGACUGCAUCUCCAGCCAGAACCAGACAACACACAUUUUGGACAACAUUCUGUCCAGCGCAGCUCAGUCAGAACAGCGUCACAGCUGCUCUGAUAUCCCUGCUGCUCCACUGAAACAUCUCCUCAUCCUCCUCCUGCUCUUAUUCUUCUUCUCCUCUGAGUCUUCCAGGUUAAAGAACUGGAAAAUACUUGUUCUUGGCCGGAUCGCCGUGCACUGGUGAAGACCAAGUGCACACUCGGUGCUUUUUCUUUCAUGCUCUGCGCUUCGACUGUUCUUUUCUGUUUACAACAGUUCCGCACAUGGCUUAUAAUAUUGUUUCUUUUUAUACCUGUAAAAGAAAAUAAAUAUAGUGCUAAAUCUAAAA
This is a messenger RNA of Solea solea (common sole), 1165 nucleotides long. RefSeq names its product actin-related protein 2/3 complex subunit 5-like. The coding region runs from base 111 to 563 and encodes 150 amino acids. Gene Ontology annotation, biological process: Arp2/3 complex-mediated actin nucleation; cell migration; regulation of actin filament polymerization. Gene Ontology annotation, cellular component: actin cytoskeleton; Arp2/3 protein complex; cytoplasm. NCBI's taxonomy places the organism in Eukaryota, Metazoa, Chordata, Actinopteri, Pleuronectiformes, Soleidae. Gene Ontology annotation, molecular function: actin filament binding. The record is from RefSeq and is a predicted model, not a curated record. The transcript has 4 exons.